Messenger RNA from Bradysia coprophila, 2062 nucleotides. Its product is annotated as solute carrier organic anion transporter family member 74D-like. Lineage: Eukaryota; Metazoa; Arthropoda; Insecta; Diptera; Sciaridae. Gene Ontology annotation, molecular function: protein binding. Gene Ontology annotation, cellular component: intracellular organelle; membrane. The record is from RefSeq and is a predicted model, not a curated record. Gene Ontology annotation, biological process: sodium-independent organic anion transport; transmembrane transport.
AAUUACCUUUCCUCGCCUGUUACACUCUUAAAGAUGCGACAGACGAAUUUAUGCGGCAUUGCCGGAUGGCAUCCGGAAUGGUUACAGAAAUUCGCGAAUGUAAAAGUCUUUCUGAUCAUCUAUGGACUGUUGGGCACGACACAAGGAAUGGCAUUUUACUAUUUUAACGUCACUUUAACGACAAUCGAAAAAAGAUUCAAAAUUCCCAGCGGCACCACAGGUAUCAUCUUAAGUGGAAACGAAUUGUCUCAGAUAAUGCUAUCACUGAUUCUUUCUUACGUGGGCGGCCAAAGAAACCGACCCAAGUGGAUUUCGUGGGGAAUGAUAUUUUGUUCAAUGUCUUGCUUCAUACUGGCAUUGCCACAUUUCAUUUACGGUCCCGGUGACGAUGCUAUGCGCUUGACUCAAGAGUAUUUGAACGAAUAUCACAACAGCACCUUGGUGGACUCGCCGAGCAGUCAGCGAGAUAAAUUAUGUUUAGGAAUUACAAUAACCGAAUCGUGCGAUGAACUGUUUAGCAUAGUCCCAUUGCUCUUACUGUAUCUGUCGCAGUUUGUAUUGGGAAUCGGACAAACAUUGUACCUUAGUCUCGGUCAACCUUAUAUCGAUGAUAAUACACGGCGAACGAAUACACCGAUGAUGUUGGCUUAUGCAAUGUCGCUUCGGAUGUGUGGACCGGUUGCCGGUUACGUAUUGGGAUAUUUAACACUAAAAUUGUAUAUAGAUCCAACGAAAACACCGCUCAUUGACACCAACGAUCCCAGAUGGCUGGGUGCCUGGUGGGUUGGAUGGAUUUUUCUGGGAAUACCAAUGUUGGUAUUUUCACUUUUAGUUCGAAUGUUCCCGCGACGAAUAGAUAGAAAACACAUUAACCAACUGGACAGAAUAAGUGAGGAGGAACCGCUGAAACAUGAUCAAUUGAAUGAAGAUGCAGAGAUGCAGAGUGACAAUUUUCCGAAGUUGAAAGAAUUUCUAAAAGCUCUGGCUGGACUACUGAAAAAUAAACUUUUAAUGUUUAACAUCAUGGCCUCAGUGUUCUACAUACUGGGCUUUAUAGGUUACACAUUAUUCCUCAGCAAAUACAUUGAAGUUCAAUUCAAUAAAAGUCCAUCGGAAGCAACAAUUUUAACGGGUCCAUUAACCAUUGCGGGUUCGGUAACCGGUCUUUUAGUGUCCGGAAUAGUUAUUAAACACUACCAGCCGGGACCAAGGAAAUUGUUCCUUUGGAAUUUUGCGGUCGGUGUGUUUAUCGUAUUGUGUCAACUUAGCUACACGUUUCUUAGUUGCGACCACUCAAGCGCAACAAUCUUAUCUGCAAACCUAACAACAAAAUGUAACAUGGACUGCUAUUGCGAUAAUGUAGCUUACAGUCCAGUUUGCUCUGUAAGAACUGGUUCAACCUUCUAUUCGCCAUGUCAUGCAGCGUGCAGUCAGUGGGACAGCGAAAAAAAGACCUAUUCAGGAUGUGGGUGCGCUACUCAGUCUCUGGAGGAAUAUGAGAACGGUUCAGCGAUUUAUAAAGAAAUAACAUUUGAAAGUGAUGCACAUCAGGUCGUUGAUGUGGAAAACAUAAUGAGACCAGGUCCAUGCUUGAAUGGUUGUGCGAAUACAUUUUACCUGUUUACUUUCAUCAUGUUUGCAGUGAAUUGGUUGGGUUCUACAUGUAAAAUUGGAAAUGUUCUUUUAACGUUACGCGUCGUUGCCGAAAAAGACAAAGCAUUUUCGCAAGGCUUAGCUCUAAUGCUCGUAUCACUAUUUGCACUCUCUCCUGGUCCCAUAAUGUACGGUUAUAUUAUCGACAGUUCCUGCUUAGUAUGGAAUUAUAGGUGCGAAAAUCGUGGCAGUUGUCAACUGUACGAUGCAGACCAAUUUCGAUAUAGGAUGAAUAUAACAGGAAUAUCACUGACUUUUGUGGGUGUCGUAUUUGAUUUUCUGGUUUGGCGUCGUGUAAAAAAUAUAAAAUUGUACAGUGAACCAGAUGAGAUUAAAUGUGGACGUGAUGUGGAAAAAUGAGCAGGAUCCGCUUGUCCUUCUUAGUUUAAUUAACGGAUGAUCAUACCAA